CCCCCCCCCGCCAGCUUGGUGGUCUGGGAAGGCCCUUCCUCCCAUGGAACACCCUGCUGCCCCACAGAGAGGGUGCUCAGGGGGACAGACAGGCAUCACGUGGGGCAAGGUGGUGUCCCUGUACUUGGUGGCUGCGGGGCUGGCUGUGGACUGUGUGCGGCAGGCCCAGCCCGCCAUGGUUCAUGCUCUCGUCGAUUGCCUCGGGGAAUUUGUGCGCAAGACCCUGGCAACCUGGCUGCGGAGGCGCGGUGGAUGGACCGACGUCCUCAAGUGUGUGGUCAGCAGCAACCCUGGCUUCCAGUCCCAUUGGCUUGUGACUGCACUCUGCAGCUUCGGCCGCUUCCUGAAGGCUGCCUUCUUUGUGCUGUUGCCAGAAAGAUGAACCUGGCCCUGGAACCAGGAGGCUCUGGGCCGAGGCACUGCCCUCCUCCCGCAAAGCCCCUCCUCCCGCGAGCCCCUUCUCUGUACACCCAGACCCUCGGGAAGUGGGAACGCAGGCUCCCCUGGGCCUGGAGCUGGCCUUCAGUGCCCUCCUGUGGCCCUGCUCCAUGUGCCUCUUGUGGAGCCAGAAGGUCAGGGUGACC
Messenger RNA from Myotis brandtii (Brandt's bat), 584 nucleotides. Its product is annotated as bcl-2-related ovarian killer protein. Lineage: Eukaryota; Metazoa; Chordata; Mammalia; Chiroptera; Vespertilionidae. Gene Ontology annotation, molecular function: protein heterodimerization activity; protein homodimerization activity. The coding region runs from base 44 to 382 and encodes 112 amino acids. Gene Ontology annotation, cellular component: mitochondrial outer membrane. Gene Ontology annotation, biological process: intrinsic apoptotic signaling pathway in response to DNA damage; regulation of apoptotic process; extrinsic apoptotic signaling pathway in absence of ligand. The record is from RefSeq and is a predicted model, not a curated record. The transcript is spliced from 3 exons.